CUUCACUUCACUCCGUCUGGUGGAAGCUGAAGUGAAGCACGGAGAUCCUUUUCUACAGACCUGCUGAGGACAGAAGAGAGCUGCUCACUGAGGAACAUCAUGUCUACAAGCUCAGUGAAGCUGUGAGUCUUUAAAAGGAAAGAUGGAGAAAGUUAAGAAGGACAUCCUCUACACUUUAGAGGAGCUCAAGGAGGAGGAGUUUGAACGGUUCAAGUGGCACCUGAAGAACAAUCCAAGCCCAGGAGACCCCCGAUCAAUCCCACCAUGUGACCUGCAGAAAGCAGACAGGAUGGACACAGUGGACCUGAUGGUUCUGUGCUACGACACAGACUCGGUUCAGGUGGCCGUGAAGGUUUUGGAAGAGAUGCAAAAGAACAAUUUGGCUGAAAAAUUAUCCAAAAUGAACUUUACAGGUGAACUGAAUCCUGGGGGAGGAGAUCGAGGUCAAGAGAUUUUCACCAACUGUCAACGUGAACUCAAAUCCAACCUGAAGGAGAAGUUCCAGUCUGUGUUUGAGGGCAUCGCUGAAGCAGGAAACCCAACCCUUCUGAAUGAGAUCAACACAGAGCUCUACAUCACAGAGGGAGGGACUGCAGAGGUCAAUGAAGAACAUGAGGUCAGACAGAUUGAAACAGCAUCCUGGAGACCAGAAACAACCAUCAGACUAGAAGACCUCUUCAAAGCCUCAGCUGGAGGAGAAGAACCAAUCAGAACAGUGAUGACUAAGGGAGUGGCUGGCAUUGGGAAAACAGUCUUAACACAGAAGUUCACUCUGGACUGGGCUGAAGACAAAGACCACCAGGACAUACAGUUCACAUUUCCAUUCACCUUCAGAGAGCUGAAUGUGCUGAGAGAAAAGAGGUUCAGCUUGGUGGAACUUGUUCAUCACUUCUUCAGUGAAACCAGAGAAGCAGGAAUCUGCAGGUUUGAAGAGUUCCAGGUUGUGUUCAUCUUUGACGGUCUGGAUGAGUGUCGACUUCCUCUGGACUUCCACAACAAUGAGAUCCUGACUGAUGUCACAGAGACCUCCUCAGUGGAUGUGCUCCUCACAAACCUCAUCAGGGGGAAGCUGCUUCCCUCUGCUCGCCUCUGGAUAACCACACGACCUGCAGCAGCCAAUCAGAUCCCUCCUGAGUGUGUUGGCAUGGUGACAGAGGUCAGAGGGUUCACUGACCCCCAGAAGGAGGAGUACUUCAGGAAGAGGUUCAGAGAUGAGGAGCAGGCCACCGUGAUCAUCUCUCACAUCAAGACCUCACAAAGCCUCCACAUCAUGUGCCACAUCCCAGUCUUCUGCUGGAUCACUGCUGGAGUUCUGGAGGACGUGUUGAAGACCAGAGAGGGAGGAGAGCUGCCCAAGACCCUGACUGAGAUGUACAUCCACUUCCUGGUGGUUCAGUCCAAAGUGAAGAAGGUCAAGUACGAUGGAGGAGCUGAGACGGAUCCACACUGGAGUCCAGAGAGCAGGAAGAUGAUCGAGUCUCUGGGAAAACUGGCCUUUGAUCAGCUGCAGAAAGGUCACCUGAUCUUCUAUGAAUCUGACCUGACAGAGUGUGGCAUCGAUAUCAGAGCAGCCUCAGUGUGCUCAGGAGUGUUCACUCAGAUCUUUAGAAAGGAGAAAGGACUGUUCAAGGAGGUGUUCUGCUUCGUCCAUCUGAGUGUUCAGGAGUUUCUGGCUGCUCUUCAUGUCCAUCUGACCUUCAUCAACUCUGGUGUCAAUCUGCUGUCCACCUCCAUGUGGUUUAAAAUCAAACGUAAACCAAAACGUUUCUACCAGAGUGCUGUGGACAAGGCCUUAAAGAGUCCUAAUGGACACCUGGACUUGUUCCUCCGCUUCCUCCUGGGUCUUUCACUGGAGACCAAUCAGAAUUCUCUACAAGGUCUGCUGACACAGACAGGAAGUUGCUCACAGACCAAUCAGGAGACAGUCCAGUACAUCAAGGAGAAGAUCAGUGAGAUUGUGUCUCCAGAGAAAAGCAUCAAUCUGUUCCACUGUCUGAAUGAACUGAAUGAUGUUUCUCUAGUGGAGGAGAUCCAAAGGUCCCUUAGAUCAGGACGUCUCUCCACACAUGAACUGUCUCCUGGUCAGUGGUCAGCUGUGGUCUUCAUCUUACUGUCAUCAAAAGAAGAUCUGGAGGUGUUUGACCUGAAGAAAUACUCUGCUUCAGAGGAGGCUCUUCUGAGGCUGCUGCCAGUGGUCAAAGCCUCCAACAAAGCUCUACUGAGUGACUGUAACCUCUCAUGGAGAAGCUGUGAAGAUCUGUCCUCAGUCCUCAGCUCAUGGUUCUCUAGUCUGAGAGAACUGGAUCUGAGUAACAACGACCUGCAGGAUUCAGGAGUGAAGCUGCUGUGUGAUGGACUGAAGAGUCCACACUGUGACCUGGAGACUCUCAGACUCAGUGGCUGUAACCUCUCAGGGGGAAGCUGUGAAGUUCUGUCCUCAGUCCUCAGCUCCCAGUCCUCUAGUCUGAGAGACCUGGAUCUGAGUAACAACAACCUGAAGGAUUCAGGAGUGUGGUACCUACGUCAUGGACUGAAGAGUCCACACUGUGACCUGGAGACUCUCAGACUGAGUGACUGUAACCUCUCAGAGAGAAGCUGUGAAGAUCUGUCCUCAGUCCUCAGAUCCCAGUCCUCUAGUCUGAGAGAACUGGAUCUGAGUAACAACGACCUGCAGAAUUCAGGAGUGAAGCUGCUGUCUGAUGGACUGAAGAGUCCACACUGUGACCUGGAGACUCUCAGACUGAGUCUCUGUAACCUCUCAGAGAGAAGCUGUGAAGAUCUGUCCUCAGUCCUCAGAUCCCAGUCCUCUAGUCUGAGAGAACUGGAUCUGAGUAACAACCGCCUGCAGAAUUCAGGAGUGAAAAUGCUGUCUGAUGGACUGAAGAGUCCACACUGUCACCUGGAGACUCUCAGACUGAGUGGCUGUGACCUCUCAGAGAGAAGCUGUGAAGAUCUGUCCUCAGUCCUCAGCUCCCAGUCCUCUAGUCUGAGAGAACUGGAUCUGAGUGACAACGACCUGGAGGAUUCAGGAGUGAAGCUGCUGUGUGAUGGACUGAAGAGUCCACACUGUCACCUGGAGACUCUCAGCCUGUCAGGCUGUCUGAUCACAGAGGAAGGCUGUGCUUCUCUGGUCUCAGCUCUGAGCUCCAACCCCUCCCACCUGAGAGAGCUGGACCUGAGCUACAACCAUCCAGGAGACUCGGGAAUGAUGCUGCUUUCUGAUGGACUGAAGGAUCCUCGCUGGAGACUGGAGACUCUCAGGGUGGAGCCUGCUGGAGUCCGAUGGAUGACACCAGGUCUGAGGAAAUAUUCCUGUGAACUCACAAUCGACACAAACACCGUAAACAGAGACCUCAAACUGUCUGACAAUAACAGGAAGGUGACACGUGUGAAGGAGGUUCAGUCAUAUCCUGAUCAUCAAGACAGAUUUGACCUCUGUCCUCAGCUGCUGUGUGGAACUGGUCUGACUGGUCGCUGUUACUGGGAGGUCGAGUGGAGCGGAAGAGUUUAUGUAUCAGUGAGUUACAGAGGAAUCAAGAGGAAAGGAGUCAGUUAUGACUGUUGGUUUGGAGAGAAUCAUCAGUCCUGGAGUCUGAUCUGCUCUUAUGGAGAUUACUAUGUCCUUCACAAUAAGACAUUAACACGCAUCUACUCCUCCUCCUCCUCUGGUAGAGUAGCAGUGUAUGUGGACUGUCCUGCUGGCUCUCUGUCCUUCUUCAGAGUCUCCUCUGACUCACUGAUCCACCUCCACACCUUCAGCACCACAUUCACUGAACCUCUUUAUCCUGGGUUCAGGUUCAGUUCUGGUUCCUCAGUGUAUCUGUGUCCUCUUUAGGACGGAGAGUCUCCUCCUGGUGGAGAACCUUCCUCUCUGCUCACCACAUAGUUGUAGAUGUAGGUUCAUCAGGAUCAGGAAUCAGGAAACGUUUAUUGCCAUCAUAUGUUGGACAUACAUGGUGCAGACAGAAGACCGUACAAUAAUGACGACAUAGUACAGAUAAGAUAAAAAUAAAAGUGUAAUAAACUAUAUGCUAUGGGUUAGUAGCCUAAAAACUGAAGCUAUGGGUUAGUAAGUUAGAGGAGAUAAGAUUAAAUGGACCGAGAGGCAGAGACGUGUUUCCCCAGCUUCACGUGCUGCUUCCUGUCGGACAGGAAGUCAGGGAUCCACUUGCAGGUGGAGUCGGUCACGUUCAGCUGGGAGAGUUUGUCCUGCAGUAGAGACGUGAUGAUGGUGUUGAAGGCAGAGCUGAAGUCCACAAACAGGAUCCUGGUGUAGGUUCCUGGGGAGUCCAGAUGCUGGAGGACGAAGUGGAGGACCAUGUUGACAGCAUCUUCUACAGACCUGUUGGCUCUGUAGGCAAGCGUUUUUACAAUUGUGAUUGAUCUUAUUUAUUCCUCCACUCAAAGACAAUUAUUACUUUAGAGUUUCAGAUUAUUCACACACAAUGUAUCUGUUAAUAAAUGAUGAUGUUGUUAUGG
Pungitius pungitius (ninespine stickleback) is the source of this 4479-nucleotide messenger RNA. RefSeq names its product NACHT, LRR and PYD domains-containing protein 3-like. The record is from RefSeq and is a predicted model, not a curated record. Bases 143 to 3835 code for a protein of 1230 amino acids. Gene Ontology annotation, biological process: intracellular signal transduction. The transcript has 12 exons. NCBI's taxonomy places the organism in Eukaryota, Metazoa, Chordata, Actinopteri, Perciformes, Gasterosteidae. Gene Ontology annotation, molecular function: protein binding.